ACUUGGAAAGUUACCGAUAAAAACCAAAAUAAUGCCUCGCAGAAAGUCAAAUUUGGGCCGUCGCACUCACAAUGCAGAAGGAUUAAGGAGAUGGCGUUCGAAUAUCACUGAGGAAGAGCAAACAUCUUUACGAGAGAGGAACAGGCUAAACACCAUCCAGACACGUAACGUGGACCCAGCAGAAAGACGAGCAGCCAGGCUUGAGGAUGCACGAUUGCGAGCACGUCAGUCGCGUUCUGCAGCAACAGAUUUGGUUCGUUUUGAACGCAAUGAACGCGAAAGGGUGAGGAUAGCUGAAACACGAACAGAAAGAACAGCUGAUCUGCAUCUGGAAUACAAUCGUCUUGCGUUCCGGUACAAUCCAGCUAUUGAUUAUAGUUCAAGUCAGCAUGUUGUCAUUGGUCAGAUGAGUCAUGUAUGUAGCUACUGCCAGGCUCUAAAGUUUAAUAAUGAAACGAAAGGGAUGUGUUGUGCUGGCGGAAAAAUCAAAUUGCCUCAACUUGAUGCACCACCAGAGCCAUUGAAAACUUUACUUACUGGAUCUACCGCUGAAUCAAAGCAUUUCUUAUCGAACAUCAGGAAAUAUAACUCUUGCUUCCAAAUGACAUCAUUUGGUGCGGAAAUCGUGACUGCUCAAUUCAUGCCAACUUUUAAAAUCAAAGGGCAAAUAUAUCACAAAGCUGGCUCCCUGCUCCCAUUCUCAGAUAGUGACCAUAAAUUUCUACAAAUGUACUUCAUUGGUGAUGAUAGACAUGAAGUAGAUGCACGUUGUGGAAUACAUAACUCGCUAAGAAGAUCCAUUAUUUUGCAGCUGCAGGAGCUUCUUCACGAAAGGAACAGUUUGGUGCGUUUGUUCAAAACAGCAAUUGAUAUGAUGCCAUCAGAUACCCACAAAAUUGUUAUUCACGCAGACAAAACUCCUGCUGGAGAACAUGUCCGGAGAUAUAAUGCUCCAACUAUAGACGAAGUAGCAAUUGUCAUAGUUGGUGAUCAGUUCCAACCUAGAGAUAUUGUUCUCCAUCGAAGAAAUAAUCAAUUAAUAAAUGUAGCAGAAACUCACCGUUGUUACGAUGCUUUACAAUAUCCAUUGAUCUUUUGGGAUGGUGCUGAUGGAUAUCAUUUCAAUGUGAAAAUGAUAAAUCCAGUAAAUGGUGCAGAAAUCAAUAAAAAGUGCAGCUCAAUGAACUUUUACGCAUACCGCUUAAUGAUUCGGAUGAACGAGGACAAUCAUAUUCUAAAAUUCCGUCAGUUAUUUCACCAGUACCUUGUGGAUAUGUAUGCAAAAAUUGAAACGGAACGUUUGCUAUUUCUUCGUUUGAAUCAGACUAAACUACGCUCUGAAGAAUAUAUUCAUUUGCGAGAUGCAGUUGUGAAUGAUGGUAAUACAACCAACGUUGGAAAGCUAACUAUUUUGCCAUCUUCAUUCAUUGGCAGUCCACGUCACAUGCAAGAAUAUGCUCAAGAUGCAAUGUCAUAUGUUCGUCAUUAUGGGCGUCCAGAUUUAUUUAUCACUUUCACUUGCAAUCCAGUUUGGGACGAGAUACAGCAGCUGUUAUUUCCUGGGCAAUCACACGUGGAUAGGCAUGACAUUAUAGCACGUGUUUUCCGGCAAAAGCUUAAAUCGCUGAUGGAUUUCAUUGUGAAACUUGAAGUAUUUGGAUCUGUGCGCUGCUGGAUGUAUUCAGUGGAAUGGCAGAAGAGAGGAUUACCACAUGCGCAUAUACUAAUCUGGCUCUACAAUAAAAUAACUUCAGACGAAAUUGAUGACGUGAUAUGCGCUGAGAUUCCACGGGCUGACAGCGAUAAGGAUUUGCAUGCAGUGAUCAUCAAAAACAUGAUACAUGGACCAUGUGGUACACUAAAUCCAAAUUCACCAUGCAUGGUAGAUGGGAAAUGCUCUAAGCAAUAUCCUCGAGCAUUUACAGCAAACACAGUAACAGGCGACGAUGGAUAUCCUCGGUAUAGAAGACGAUCAACUGAAGAUGGUGGAAAUUCGGCAACUAUACACAUGCGAAAUGGUGAUAUUGAUGUAGACAACCGUUGGGUGGUUCCAUAUUCUCCUUUACUGUCAAAAACAUACCAAGCCCACAUAAACGUAGAAUAUUGCAAUUCUGUGAAAUCGAUUAAAUAUAUCUGUAAAUAUGUAAAUAAAGGCAGCGAUAUGGCAGUUUUUAGUGUGCAAUCUGAUAAUUGUGACAAUAAUGCAGUACGAGAUAUUGAUGAAAUUGCUCAAUACCAGGCUGGAAGAUACAUAAGCAGCAAUGAGGCUGCAUGGCGAAUUUUUUCAUUUCCCAUGCAUGAACGCAAUCCAGCUGUGGUUCACUUGGCAGUACAUUUAGAAAAUGGACAGCGUGUUUAUUUCACAGAUGCAAAUGUGCAAGAAAGAGCCCUUAAUCCACCUGGUACAACUCUGACUGCUUUUUUCACCUUAUGCCAGGAAGACGCUUUUGCCAGAACACUAAUGUAUUCAGAAGUUCCCUCUUACUACACGUGGAAUGUAACUAGAAAAGUAUUUGUACGGCGCAAACGAGGGGAGCCAGUCAACGGUCACCCUGGCAUUUUCAAAGAAAAUACAAUUGGUAGACUUUAUACAGUGCAUCCCAAUCAAGAUGAAUGUUUUUACCUUCGCAUGCUAUUGGUAAAUGUGCCUGGUCCUACAUCUUUCCAGCAAUUAAAAAUAGUUGACGGCGUCACACAUGCCACUUUUCGCGCUACGUGUCAAGCUCUGAAUUUAUUAGAAAAUGACCAACAGUGGAACAUAUGCAUCAAUGACGCGUGCAACACUGCACAUCCAAACCAAAUUCGCGCAUUAUUUGCGAUUAUAUUGACCGCUUGCUUUCCUUCAUCUCCCACAGAGUUAUGGGAAAGAUAUCGUUCGCAUAUGGCUGAAGAUAUUUUGCAUAGAGUACGCCUUGAAAAUGCCAAUAUGACCUUAGAAUUUACAGAAGCCAUUUACAACGAAGCAUUGAUAAAUAUUGAGGACAAGUGCUUAGCUAUUGCAAAUAAAGUUCUUAGUCAAUUAGGAAUGCCAGCACCAACCCGAACUGCGACUGCUGCAUUUGAUGUAGAUUUACGCCGUGAACAGAGUUACAACAUUAAUGAUCUUCAGGCAUAUGUCCAAUCGAACAUUCCCAAAUUAACGUGGGAACAGAAAGGCAUUUAUGAUCGCAUAAUGCAAAUGAUAAAUGAUGGAGUUGGGGGGACCUUCUUCUUGGAUGCGCCAGGAGGAACUGGGAAAACAUUCCUCAUUAGAUUGAUUCUAGCAACGGUGGAAGAACUGCGCAUUCAGCUCUAA
Messenger RNA from Nilaparvata lugens (brown planthopper), 3295 nucleotides. RefSeq lists its product as uncharacterized. Gene Ontology annotation, biological process: telomere maintenance; DNA repair. The transcript is spliced from 3 exons. Gene Ontology annotation, molecular function: DNA helicase activity. The coding region runs from base 32 to 3295 and encodes 1087 amino acids. The record is from RefSeq and is a predicted model, not a curated record. NCBI's taxonomy places the organism in Eukaryota, Metazoa, Arthropoda, Insecta, Hemiptera, Delphacidae.